Molecule: messenger RNA, 1548 nt
Organism: Aspergillus heteromorphus CBS 117.55
Lineage: Eukaryota; Fungi; Ascomycota; Eurotiomycetes; Eurotiales; Aspergillaceae
Gene: aspC
Product: septin CDC12
Exons: 7
Coding region: 150-1301 (383 amino acids)
Biological process (GO): cytoskeleton-dependent cytokinesis
Cellular component (GO): cell division site; septin complex; septin ring
Molecular function (GO): GTPase activity; molecular adaptor activity; GTP binding
Source: RefSeq, a predicted model, not a curated record
CCCCCCCCCCCCUUCCUGCCUCGUCUUUCUCUCGUUGCUUUUCCUCCUCCGUUGGCUCUUCUCCGCAGGCCACGGUUGUUCUGCUCUCUUUCCCUCUCUUUAUUUACUCUACCGACGUGCUUCUUUGAGCAGCUCACCCCUUAAUCAUCAUGGCCUCCACCGAAACUGCCUCCCCCAUUGGCAUUGCCAACCUCCCCAACCAGCGGCACAAGAUUGUCGCCAAGCGGGGUGCGGCCUUCACCAUCAUGGUUGCUGGUGAAUCCGGCUUGGGAAAGACCACCUUCAUCAACACCCUCUUCUCCACCACCAUCAAGAACUACGCCGACCACAAGCGCCGCCACCAGAAGCAGGUGGACCGCACCGUCGAGAUCGAGAUCACCAAGGCCGAGCUGGAGGAGAAGUUCUUCAAAGUUCGCCUGACCGUCAUUGAUACCCCCGGCUUCGGAGACUACGUCAACAACCGGGACUCCUGGCAACCCAUCAUCGAAUUCCUCGACGACCAACAUGAGUCGUACAUGCUGCAAGAGCAGCAGCCCCGCCGGUCGGACAAGAUCGAUAUGCGCGUGCACGCCUGCCUGUACUUCAUCCGCCCCACCGGACACACCCUGAAGCCCCUCGACAUCGAGGUCAUGAAGCGCCUGAGCUCCCGCGUCAACCUCAUCCCCGUGGUCGCCAAGGCCGACACCCUCAGCCCCACCGACCUGGCCCGUUACAAGCAGAGAAUUCGCGCCGUCAUCGAGGCCCAGGGCAUCAAGAUCUACACCCCUCCCAUUGAGGAGGACGACGAGCACGCCGCUACCCACGCACGCAGCCUGAUGGCUGCCAUGCCCUUCGCCGUGAUCGGAUCCGAGAAGGACGUCAAGACCACUGACAACCGGGUCGUCAAGGGCCGCCAGUACGCCUGGGGUGUGGCGGAGGUUGAGAACGAGGACCACUGCGACUUCAAGAAGCUGCGGUCAAUUCUGAUCCGCACCCACAUGCUGGACCUGAUCCACACCACGGAGGAGCAGCACUACGAGGUGUACCGGGCACAGCAGAUGGAGACCCGGAAAUUCGGCGAGGCGCGGCCCCGGAAGCUGGACAACCCCAAGUUCAAGGAGGAGGAGGAGACCCUGCGCAAGCGCUUCACCGAGCAGGUCAAGGUGGAGGAGCAGCGCUUCCGCCAGUGGGAGCAGAAGCUCAUUGCGGAGCGGGACCGCCUCAACAAGGAUUUGGAAGCGACCCAUGCAGCCAUCAAAUCCCUCGAGCAAGAGAUCGACUCGCUCCAGGGCUCCUCGACCCGCAGCCACGGCCGUCGUUAAGAUGCUGGCGCAUGGCUGUCUGGACCGACUGGAAAAGCUGGCGUGUGCAUUCGUCUCGACUAAUAUCCUUACUCUGACUACCCCCUUUAACUUUUCUCUAUUCAUUUUGAUUUUCGGUUUUGCACUCAGGGCCGGGCCGAGGCCCGGUUGCUUGAGCCUGCUGGUAACUAGCGAUGGUUUGACUACAUCUUCGAUAAUAACCCUUGUACUCCGUAGCAUGUCAAUACAGAUUUAAUUGAGCACUGGA